AUGGAUCAAGAGAGAAAGUUUUUAUUAUUAAAAAAAAGAUUGGAUGCUUUACAUUAUUGCUAACCAUUAGGAAUAGAUUCUGUUCCUUUAGUUGAAAGAUUACUUAAUGAUUUAGUUAAAACAACUGAAGGAUUUCAAUAAUUAAAAAAAUAAUUAGAAGAAGUAUAUUAUUUAUAUGAUAAAAUAGACUAAAAUUAAUGCAGCAAAAUUUGAAUAAUUAUUGUUACCCUUAAAAAAGGAGAAUUAAAGAAUUAUUAAUGAAAAUAAUUAAUUACAUAUGACAAUGAUUCAAAUUAAGGAAGAAUGUGAUAGUAAAGAAAAUAAAUGGAGAUCAUAAGUGAGAAUGUUAGAAAGUGAGAGAAAUGAUUGGAAAUUUAUCUUAAGUUAAAAAAACAAUGCUGAGAAGAAAUUGCAAGAAGAAUUAUUUAAAAAAAAUAAUGAAAAUAAUUUAUCAUCAAGUAAUUAACCAGAUAAAACAUUAAAAUUAGUAGAUCAAAUCUAAGAUUUAGAAAAGAAGUAAUUUAAAUAUGAUUACCUAUACUAGAUUAUUGUAAGCAUAACAAGAAUCAAGAGAAAAUGAUAAUUCAAAAGUUUUAUUAGAAGAGAAAUACAAACAUUUAGAAUUUUAAAUUGAAAAUAGAGAAAAGGAGAUUUUGAGAUUAAAGUCAAAGUUAGAUAUAUAAGGAACAAAUAUAGAUAAAUUAGCAUAAGAACAUAUUCUCUCAGAAACCCAAUAAAAGGCAUAAAGAACUUAAACACAAUUAGAUUUAUUAACUGAGGAAAAUACAAAAUUAAAUGAUGAAUUAACAAAUUUAAAAAAAGAAUUAUCUCGAAAUAGAAAGAAGCCUAGUUAACCUUAAUAGUAAAGCCCUAAUAAAUCUGAUAAAAAAAAUGAAUUAAAUUAAAUAAAAUAGAGAUUAUCUAUGAUUGAAGAGGAAAAAGACAAAAAUUAAGAAUAAUUUAGAAAAGUAUUAAAUUAAAUAGAAUAAGAAAAAUAAUAAUUAAUUGAAAAAGUUUAGUAAUUAUAUUAAUAAAAUGAAUAAUUGUAAAUAAAAGCUUAAAAUGCAGAAUAAGUAGUAACAGCAUAUUAAACUGACAAGAUGGUUUUUAGUAAAGCUGUAAAUAGUUUAAAGAAUGAUAAAGAAAGUACGGUAUAAACAUUGAAAAAUCUAGAAGAUGAUAAUUAAAAAUUAAAGUAUUAAUUAAAUGAAAUGGAUGAUUAACUUCAAAUAUAAAAAUCUGAAUAUUAAUAAUUAUAGAGAGAGAAAGAACUUUAUGAUAGAAAUUAUUAGAAAUUAAAUGAUGAGUACGAAAGAGAAAAAGAAUUUGUAUAAUAACUAAGAUAAGAUAAAAGAGAUUUAGAAAGAGAAUUAGAUUAAGAAAAACAAACAAUUAGAGAAUUAAAAAUAGAAUUUGAAAGAAUGGAUGUAUCUAAAUAAAAUUUAGAUAAUUUAUUAUAAAAAUUUAAAUAAGAGCAAAAGAAUAGUUAGUAAUUUUAAUAAUAAAAUCCAAACUAAGGUUAAUAACUUAUUAUUGAUUAAUUAAGAAAGGAAAAUGAUUUAUUAAUAAAGGAAGUAUAAACAACAGAAAAUCUAAUAAAAUCAAUAAGAAAAGAAUUGGGAGAGAAAGAUAGAGAUAAUUAUGAACUUAAAUAAUAAAAGCGGUAAUUAAAUGAUUAAUUGAAUGAAUUAGCAUAGAAGAAUGCCAAUUUAGAUUCAUAAGUGAAGUUAAAAAUAUAAGAUAUUGCAUAAUUAGAACAGGAAGUUUAAGAACUAAAAAGAGAAUAAUCGAAGAUGAGAUUAAAUUAAUAAAAUAUCUUAGAAUAAAAAUAAAAGAUUGAGAAUGAUACUGUUGGUGAGUUGAAAUUAUUAUAAUAAUAGAAUAAUUCAUUAAAAUUAUAAGUUUCAGAUUUAGGAAUAUUUAAUUCUUAAUUAGAGGAGAAACUUAAAAUUUCUUAAGAAUUAUUAAAUGAGUAGAGAUUAGAAAAUGAUAAAUUAUAAAUUAAUUUAAGAUAAUAAAGUGAUGAGAAAUUUAAGUUUUAAUAAAAUAUAUUAAGAAAUAAGGAUAAAGAAAUGGAUUACUAUAAUUUGACAAAUGAAAUAGAAAGAUUAAGAGAUUAAGAAAGAAAGAAUUUGAUAGAAAAGGAAAGAUUUUAGAGUGAAAAUCUAAGAUUAGAAUCAUUAAUAAAUUAAUAAUAAAAAUAAAUGGAAUUUUAAAAUAAAUUAAAAGAAGAAGCAAUGAAAGAAGCAAGAGAAUUAAGGUAAAUAAUUAAUGGAUUGAAAACAAAUGAUCAUGAAAUAAAAAACACUUCAAUAAAACUAUCAGAAAAGGUGAAUAAUUAUGAAAUGACUUUAUAAGACAUAAAUGAAUAAUUGUAAAAAGAGAUUUAAAGAUCUAAUAAAUUGUAUAAUGAAUUAACAGAAUCACAAUAAUAAUUAUCUUAAUUUAAAUUAUAAAAAACAGAUUAUGAAAAUUAAAUUAGAUAACUUAAAUUAUUAUGUGAAAGUUUAGAAAAAUAGAAAGAAGAAUUACUUUAAAGAUUGUAAUAAAAGAAUAGUACUAAAAUAGAAGAUGAAAGAUAAGUAUUUUAAUUAAGAGGGGUAAAUGAAAAUUUAGAAGAAAAAGUAAAUUAAUUAUCUGAUUAAAAUAUUAUAUUGAAAAGAUCUUUAGAAUAGUUAGAUUUAGAGAGAGAUGAAGUUUAAAAUUAAUUAGAUGAGGUUAGAGAGACUAAUAUUACAUUAUAAUAAUAGAUAAAGUAAAUGAAUAGUGAAAUCUAGAAAUAAUAAUCAAAAUUAUCUGAAGUAAGUACAAAAGGUGAACGUGGUUAUGAAGCUGCUUAAUAAUUAGAAGAAAAACUUAGAGAUUAAAUUUAUAAGAAUCAAAAACUAUAAAAUGAGAAUGAAAAUCUAAAAUAUACUUUAUAAAUAAAAGAAAAAGAAUUCCAUGAAAUGAAAUCAGAUAUUUAAAUAUUAAGUAAAGAUAAUCAAUCUUUAAAUAAUUAAAUUAUAAAAUGCACAUAGGAAAAAGAAUUAUAAUAAUAACAAAUUUAAUUUCUAUAGUAAUAAGAGAUUAGACUUAAAGAACAAAUUAAAAUGUUUGAUAUGGAAAUGCAUGAUUUAUAAUUAAAUUAUAGUGAAGUAUGUGCAGAGAAUUAAAGACUUACAGUUUCAAUUUAAUAGAUAUCAUUGUAACAUGAAGAAGUACUAUAAAGAGGAGUUGAACUAGAGAAAUAAGAAGAUUUUUUUAAAGUUUAAAUGUAGAAUGCUUCAAAAAGAGAAGAUUAAUAUUAGAUUUAAUUAUAAUAAUAUGAAAGAGAAAUAGAGAGAUUGAAUAGAAAAUCAGAAGAAUAUGAAAGAUAAAUUAGAGAACUAUUAAAAGAUAGAGAUGUAAUUAUUAAAUCUAUUCAAUUAGCAAUUAGGAAAAGAGUAUCAUUCAUAAAGAAAAAUAUCUACAGGAUUUUAGGCAGCUUAAGAAGAUUUUAAUAGAUAAAUUGCAUAAUUAGAAAGAGAAAAAUAAUACAUUGAAAAUGCUAACAGAGAUUUAUAAAAAUAAGUAGAUUUAAAAGAUGCUUAAUUGUCUUGGGAAUAAAAGAGAAUAAAUGAAAUGGAAUAAGUUAUUAUAUAAGAAAGAUAAUAAUAAAUGAAUAUUUUAUAGGAGAUUUAAUAAUUAAAAGAUUAAAAUGAAUAACUUUUAUAAGAAUUAGAAAAAGCAUAUUAACCUUAAAAAUAUAAUUAAAGUAAUAACAAAUAAUCUAUGAAUAUAGAUUAUAAAAAUGAAUCUUCUUAUGUAUCUUAAUAAUCUUAAUAAAGUGGAAUAAAAGAUAAUAGUUAAUUAGAUUAAUCUUCUGGAUGGGAAAGAUUAAAAUAAGAAUCUGAAAAUUUCAAAAAAACAUUGAGUUAAGCAGCAAUUUCAUCAUAAAAUUUAAAAUAAAAGAUGAAAUCUCUACAAAGAGAAUAUGAAAUAUAAUAAAAUCCUUAACAUCAAAGAUAUAUUUGA
Molecule: messenger RNA, 3996 nt
Organism: Paramecium sonneborni
Lineage: Eukaryota; Ciliophora; Oligohymenophorea; Peniculida; Parameciidae
Source: the annotation of a GenBank genome assembly